Molecule: messenger RNA, 509 nt
Organism: Salvelinus namaycush (lake trout)
Lineage: Eukaryota; Metazoa; Chordata; Actinopteri; Salmoniformes; Salmonidae
Product: gamma-aminobutyric acid receptor subunit alpha-5-like
Exons: 4
Biological process (GO): synaptic transmission, GABAergic; nervous system process; regulation of postsynaptic membrane potential
Cellular component (GO): neuron projection; dendrite membrane; synapse
Molecular function (GO): GABA-gated chloride ion channel activity; GABA-A receptor activity; inhibitory extracellular ligand-gated monoatomic ion channel activity
Source: RefSeq, a predicted model, not a curated record
CCUUUCCCAGACCCCAGCAGGAACCCCUUCAGAACCCCUAAAAGAGGCGGAGCUAAAUGACAACAUCACCAUCUUUACCCGAAUACUGGACAGACUGCUGGACGGCUAUGACAACAGGCUACGUCCUGGACUCGGAGAGAAGGUGACCGAGAUCAAGACCAACAUAUUUGUGACCAGCUUCGGUCCCGUUUCUGAUACUGAAAUGGAGUACACCAUUGAUGUGUUCUUCAGACAGAGCUGGAAGGACGAACGUCUGCGUUUCCAAGGCCCCAUGAAGAUGUUACCGUUAAACAACCUCCUGGCGUCUAACAUCUGGACCCCAGACACCUUCUUCCUCAACGGGAAGAAAUCUAUCGCCCACAACAUGACCACGCCCAACAAACUUCUCCGACUGAAAGACGACGGGACACUGCUCUACACGAUGAGGUUAACCAUCUCAGCAGAAUGCCCCAUGCAGUUAGAGGACUUCCCCAUGGAUGCCCACGCCUGUCCUCUUAAGUUUGGAAGCU